Lichtheimia ornata is the source of this 1179-nucleotide messenger RNA. RefSeq lists its product as uncharacterized. The record is from RefSeq and is a predicted model, not a curated record. The transcript is spliced from 5 exons. Gene Ontology annotation, molecular function: copper ion binding; oxidoreductase activity. Lineage: Eukaryota; Fungi; Mucoromycota; Mucoromycetes; Mucorales; Lichtheimiaceae. Bases 1 to 1179 code for a protein of 392 amino acids.
AUGUAUCAUUCAGUUGUUUGUAUCUUUUUGCUCCUAUUUCUUCAGCUUGCCUUUGCUCAAUCGGACCCCAAUCUCGACUACGAUCCUCCGGAGCCGUAUGUUACUCAUCCUGUAAACUACACUGGUGACUUUGAAACCUUACACAAUGAGCUGGAACGACCUUUGAAUGGGACAGUACGAGAAUACUACAUUGCAGCCGAAGACGUGAUCUGGGACUAUGCUCAACAUGCUGGCAAUGUUGCCGAGAAUCAAGCUGUGCAUUUCUGGAUAGCCAGUGGAUCCACCAGUAUUGGCAGUCGAUAUUAUAAGGCGAUCUAUCGAGAAUACACGGAUGCAACCUAUUCGACAGCAACACCUCGUCCCCAAUGGCAAGGUCUUUUAGGCCCUGUGCUUCGUGCUGAAGUCGGCGAUACCAUAAAGGUGCACUUUUACAACAAAGCAUCUCACAAGUUUUCUAUCCAUCCUCAUGGUGUCUUUUACGAGUUUGAAAUGGAAGGCGCUGUAUACAAGGAUGCAACAGAAUUCUCAUCAGUAGCACCAGGUGGCAACUACACCUAUACUUGGCAAGUUUAUCCACGAGCUGGUCCUGGUCCCAAUGAUGGCGACUCCAUUGUGUGGGGAUAUCACUCCCAUGUUUCUGAAAAUGACAUAUAUGCUGGUCUUUUUGGACCCAUUGUGAUAUAUAAACCUGGUAUGAUGGAUCAGGAACACAUUAGCAGGGAGAUCAUCACGGCUAUUCUUGGAUUCAAUGAAAACGUUUCACCUUAUCUACCACAAACCUUGGCCGAGCUUGCUCCACAGAUUGACUUUGGCGCCGUGAAAUCCAAUCGAUCCGCACAUACCUUGUUCCGACGCGCCAAUAUCAAGCAAUCUGUCAAUGGAUUGAUUACAAGUCGUCCCAAUGAUUUGGUGUUACAAACCGAUACCAUUUAUCAGUGGCAUGUAUUAGGCUGGGGCUCCGUCAAGGAUUUGCAUACCAUCACGUGGCAACAAGGCGAAGUAACAUUGUACGAUCAACCUGUCAGACAAGUACGCUUGAUGCCAGCAUCAUUUCGCACAUUACAAAUCAAGGUCGAUGAACCAGGAUCAUGGCAGUUUGGUUAUCUAUACGGGGAAUCGGCCAUCGAAGGCAUGAUCAUGUGGUACAAUGUGAUAGAUCGAUAUCAACAAGAGAAGUAG